UUGUAGACAGUAUUCCUAAAGAUGUUUACACAGCAGAGGGGGAGCUGCCUUCACAGAUGGUUUUCAAACAGGAGGCUGUAGGUGAGGAAGAGCAUGAAGGGAAACCUGGUGAGGAUGAAAGCGGUGAUCUUCUGUUCGAGGAGAAGAGCGCACCUGAUCUGCUGCUCCACGGCGAGUUGGCACAGUACGUGGCAACUUUACGCACACACCCCGUGGCGUUUAGCGGGAAGUUCUCGGUGGAUUCCAGAGGCGCAGGAGGACCGUGGUCACCCGGGGACGUCAUCAACGUAGUGAGCGCUGACAUCGCCACUCCUGGGCCGGUCACUGAGUCGGAAUCCUCCUCAGCAUCUCCAGAUCUUUACGCAGCGGGAGGAGGCGGAGGUGGAGGUGGAGGAGACCCAGCAGGGGACGGCACCAUGGCGCACGGCCAGCCCGACAUCAGCCACAUGUACGCACCUCCUCAUCCUCACCCCCAUCCUCACCCACACCCUACCUCCUCCUACUCCUGCAGCGGGGACAUGUACCAGGACCAAUCAGCUGGAGGAUACCUGGCUACGUCCACCUGCGCCGUGUCCUACCACGCGCCUCCCUCCUACAGCUCCGUGCCCAAGCCUACAGUGGACGGCACCGCGCUGCUGUCCAUCAUGCCUGAGUACGGAGGCUUCUACCAGCAGAGUUGCCAGAGAGACAUCCAGACGGCUUUCCCGGAGAGGAAAUCCCUCCCAUACCCGCUUGACUCCCUCAGAGUCCCCCCUCCUCUCACGCCUCUCAACACCAUCAGAAACUUUACGCUCGGUGCGCCCUCGCCGGCUGCAGAAGGCCCCAUGGCUGCAGCUUUCCCCAGCCAUCAAAACCUGCCUCUCAGGCCCAUCCUGAGACCCAGAAAGUACCCGAACCGUCCGAGUAAGACGCCAGUCCACCAGAGGCCGUAUCCGUGCCCGGCAGAGAGCUGUGACCGCCGUUUCUCCAGAUCAGAUGAGCUGAGCAGACACCUGCGCAUCCACACCGGGCACAAACCUUUUCAGUGCCGCAUCUGCAUGAGGAACUUCAGCCGCAGCGACCACCUGACCACCCACAUCCGCACGCACACCGGGGAGAAGCCCUUCUCCUGCGAUCAGUGCGGGAGGAAGUUUGCGCGCAGUGACGAGAGGAGGAGGCACAUGAAGAUUCACCUCCGGCAGAAGGAGAAAAAGUCCUCUGCGUCCUAAUCCAGCGACGAUGCUGAUGAAUGUAACUGUAUGAGUUUGAACAGGAGCUCGUGCAACAUCCUGCCUGCAAACAUAGCUCACAGUUUAUUCUGCUGUUUGUAAAUCUCAAAAACAUGACAGAAAUCUCUUUUGAAGCCAUAUCUUUUAAAAAAAUCAGGGAGAAUCAGAACCAGAGUUCCCAAUUAUGUGAUUGGGUAUGACGUCAUUAUUUAUAACAGAAUCAGACCUGAUCACUGACAUCUCCAAAUUUAGCUGAGUAUUGGGCAGUUUAGCUGACUGAAAAGAGUGGAGUUGGUUCCCCUACCAUGAAAUGUGAUGGUUGAUAACCAGUUUCCGAAUGUGCCCACCUACUGCAGCCUGCCUCAGUGCUCUGAGGCCAGGCAUCAUUGUGUCUAAAGUCUAUGCUUCAUGUUCUCAGGGAUUCAGUCACCAGUCGCCAAAAUCGUUUCAAUUCAGCAGAGAAGUUUCCUGCUGCUGCUCUGCCUCCAGCUGUGGGCAGAUUGGGUAUAAAUUCAAGUGUCAGUUCAACAGAACACAUAGAGUUGUCUGUGCUCAAAACUUUCCUCAAAACCAAGAAAUACAACCUAUACAUUCAAUCAAAAACAUAUAUUUUUUCACAACAAAAUGUAAACUGUGUUUUUAAGGAGAAUGACUCGAUCCUGUAUUGUUUUAAUGCCACACUCAUGCUUUUUUUCAAUCAAAGUUGUCAGUCUCGCUAAAAUAUCUCGCCCUGCAUUUCAAGAGGGAAAUAAAACAUUCAGACUGAUGCAAAACUGGAAUGCAUUUCUUAUUUUAAAAACUGUUUGCUAAACUGUAUUUUUUUUUUGAUAUGCUUGUUGAAGUGAGGAAAAGUGAUGUCACAAGAGAUGCUUAGACAUCUCAAAUCAGGACGGCACUGACCCAAGGAAAAUUUAAUGACUAAAUGCAGCAAAAUUGAGCUUUUCUAAACCUGGUUUUGUAUCUUAUUUUUGAUGUUAAACAAUGAUAAAAGGUUUAAUUUUAUUACAGCUCUUUAACUGUGUCAGGGUUUUAUGAGAUUGUAGCCUGAUAAUGUGUUUCUCGUUUUUAUUUUUUGGCUGC
Cheilinus undulatus (humphead wrasse) is the source of this 2288-nucleotide messenger RNA. RefSeq names its product early growth response protein 2b-like. The transcript has 2 exons. The coding region runs from base 57 to 1208 and encodes 383 amino acids. Gene Ontology annotation, molecular function: RNA polymerase II cis-regulatory region sequence-specific DNA binding; DNA-binding transcription factor activity, RNA polymerase II-specific. Gene Ontology annotation, biological process: regulation of transcription by RNA polymerase II. The record is from RefSeq and is a predicted model, not a curated record. NCBI's taxonomy places the organism in Eukaryota, Metazoa, Chordata, Actinopteri, Labriformes, Labridae.